Molecule: messenger RNA, 273 nt
Organism: Heterobilharzia americana
Lineage: Eukaryota; Metazoa; Platyhelminthes; Trematoda; Strigeidida; Schistosomatidae
Source: the annotation of a GenBank genome assembly
AUGAAUUCAGUAUUUGAAUUAAAAAAUAUUGGUCAUUCCUUGUUUGAAUUGGCGCUCAUUUUACAUGAACCUAGAAAAGCUUCAGCUCGUGCGAUUGGUAGAACCAAAUUAGCAGUAUUAGAUGUAUCAAGUUUUGAACGACUUAUGGGUCCAUGUGUAGAAAUUAUGCAACGUGAACUUGGUCAUUAUCGUAAUCAAUUAUUAGAAAGCUUGGGACCUGAUGAAAUAAGUAAAAUUCCUUCAUUGGCUAAAUUUGUAGAAUCUGAAAAAUAA